AUGAAGAAUUCAGCCACCCUUCUAUACCCAAACGACAUCGUCGGCCAGCGAGUGUCGUCAUACUCCGAGUCCCACUCUACCCCCUUGCCGGCUCACAUAACCGCUUACCAUGACUUGGUCGGCAGGACCCGCCAGGACUCGUUCUUCAUGAUCUCGGAUCUCCAGGCUCAGUUCCAGCUGUCCCUGGCGCGAAUCCAGGGCGCCCGGCGCAUCCUCGAGAUAGGCGUCUACGUCGGCUACUCCUCUCUCGUAUGGUCUCACGCCGUCGGUCCCCAGGGCUCCGUCACCGGCCUCGAGUUCGAGCAGAAGUAUGCCGACCUGGCCAACAAGGCCUUUGCCGAUAACGGUGUCAAGAAUGUCGACAUCAAGGUUGGAGAUGCUCUCAAGACCCUCCCCGACUUGAACCCCUCGGAACCAUAUGACAUCAUAUUCAUCGACGCCCAAAAGUCCGGAUACCCAGAAUACCUCGAGACAAUCUUGUCUCAGUCCAGGCCCGGCUCGUCGUCCGGUCGCAUCCUACGCCCCGGAGGCCUCAUCAUCGCAGACAACGUCCUCCGCAGGAGCCUCGUCGCCGACGACAGCGACGAAAACCCCCACGCUAAGGACUCCAAGGCCAGGGCCGAGAAGGAAGGUCGGGUCGAGGCCGCCCAGCUCGACCUCGUCAAGAUUCGCGAGUACAAUGACCUCGUUGUCAAGUCAGAUAGGCUCGAGGCCUUCCUCCUGCCGCUGUUUGACGGCGUGAGCAUUGCUAGGUUGUUGGAUUGA
Molecule: messenger RNA, 765 nt
Organism: Geosmithia morbida
Lineage: Eukaryota; Fungi; Ascomycota; Sordariomycetes; Hypocreales; Bionectriaceae
Product: O-methyltransferase
Exons: 2
Coding region: 1-765 (254 amino acids)
Molecular function (GO): O-methyltransferase activity; S-adenosylmethionine-dependent methyltransferase activity
Source: RefSeq, a predicted model, not a curated record